Phalacrocorax carbo (great cormorant) is the source of this 3308-nucleotide messenger RNA. NCBI's taxonomy places the organism in Eukaryota, Metazoa, Chordata, Aves, Suliformes, Phalacrocoracidae. The record is from RefSeq and is a predicted model, not a curated record.
AGCCCCACGCCCCGGCGGGGACCGGCAAGCGGGACGGCCCCCUCGCGGGGGCGGUGGGGGGACACAGACGGGACCUCCCGCAGGGGCGUUGCGGCGGCGGAGCGGCGCCCGCCCCGCCGCGGUCCCGCCCGCCCCGUCUCCCCACUACGCCCCCCGGGGAGGGGCCGGGCCGGGCGGUGCGGAGCGGGCAGUGCCGUCGGGCUGCGCCGUCCUGCCCGCUCAGCCACACUCGGCGCGUCCCGCGGGGCUGGAGAUGCUCCCACGCGCGGCGGCAGCGGCGGUGCGGGGCGCCCCGGUCCCGGCCACCUUCGCCGACGAUGUGCUGCGCGUCUUCGGGACGAACCACAGCCUGUCGGCCGGGCAGCUCUCGGCCCUGCUGCACCGGCUGGGCGCCGCGCCUGCCCUGGGCGCCGCGCUGCCCCUGACCCACCUGCACCACAACCAGUGCUUGACUGGUGAGGAAAUUUUUUCUUUGCAUGAGAUACCGAACAACAGUCACGUAUCGAAUUCAAGCUUCUCUGUAAUAUGUCCUGCUGUUUUGCAACAGCUAAUUUUUCACCCGUGUGAUCAUCAGGAAGACUUUGUGGAUACAUCUAAACCACUUUCUUUACAAGUUUGGGGAUUUGGGUUCCUGGCUGUGACUAUCAUUAACUUGGCAUCACUUCUGGGAUUGAUUUUAACUCCCCUCUUAAAGAAGUCAUAUUUCCCCAAGGUUUUAACCUACUUUGUGGGCUUGGCCAUUGGUACUCUCUUUUCUAAUGCAAUUUUCCAGCUCAUUCCAGAGGCAUUUGGGUUUGACCCCAAAGUAGAUAACUAUAUCGAGAAAGCAGUUGCUGUGUUUGGUGGAUUCUAUAUUCUCUUCUUUGUGGAAAGGAUUCUUAAAGUGAUAUUGAAGAUCUAUAACGAGACUGGUCAUAAUGACUCCGAAAACGGCGAACAGAAUAAUUCUCAGGAUAAGACUAACCCACCCAAACCACUAUCAUCGAGCAAUGGCGGGACGUGUUAUGCAAAUUCAGCUGUCAUAGAAAGCAAUGGAAAUCUUGGUUUUGACAGCAUCAGCGUGGUCUCAACACAGGAAGAAGCCACGCAAGGCGGAUUAUGCAAGUGUCUUAACGACCGUCCACUGUCAAAAAUUGGAACCAUUGCUUGGAUGGUUACGCUGAGUGAUGCCGUACAUAACUUCAUAGAUGGUUUGGCUAUCGGUGCUUCUUUCACUUUGUCUCUGUUUCAAGGGCUUAGUACCUCCAUAGCCAUCUUGUGUGAAGAGUUUCCUCAUGAACUGGGGGAUUUUGUCAUCUUGCUUAAUGCUGGAAUGAGUACUCGGCAGGCUCUGUUUUUCAACUUUCUGUCCGCAUGUUCCUGUUACAUUGGGAUGGCCUUUGGCAUAUUAGUAGGCAACAACUUUGCUCCUAACAUCAUCUUUGCCGUAGCCGGUGGAAUGUUCUUGUACAUCUCUUUGGCAGAUAUGUUCCCAGAGAUGAACGAUAUGCUGCGAGAGAAAGUGACAGGAAGAAAGAUGGAUCUCACGUUCUUCCUUAUUCAGAAUGCUGGUUUACUGACGGGCUUUACUGCUAUACUGAUGAUUACCGUGUAUGCAGGAGAUAUUCAGCUGUGAUAAUGCAAGUGAAAAUGGAAUCAGUACUGAAGACAUCAAGUAAACUACAAAUGGAAGACACUUGAGAUCCAUAAAGGGACAUUCACUUAAUCUACUUGGUUUUGAAAUGGUGAUAAGUCCUGCCCUGUCCCCCUUGCUCCAAACACAGGAAAUUCUUCUUUAGGACUUGCAGUCAAUCCAAGUACAGGAGCUGUCAACUUCUCUACUAUGCCAAAGAACCGAUUUUAAUAUUUUUAUUUCUACUUAAAAUUAUCAGACAUAUCUGAACAUAGAGAAAGGAUGUUACUUGGCCAGUAGAAUUACGCAAUACAUGCGAUUCAAGACCAAAUGAAAGCUGAGGUCAAAGAAGAUGCUUAUUUAAAAGAAAAUAAUGGAGUCUCAUAUCCUUUUCUUUAACUGUGAUGAAGGCAAGCAGUUUCAAAGCUGGUUAAUUUUCAUUACUUUUGUUGCAGGAUUUGUCUGUGUAACAUCCCCUUCCUCCACCAAAAAAAAAAAUUAAACUAUUUCAGAGUAGAUACUAACGAAGCUGAGAUUUUUAAUUACUAAUUAACACUGGAAGGAAAGAUACCAGUUACUGCUUUUGAUCUUUUCUCGUUAUAAGUGCACUAGGGAAUUGUUGAUUUAUUUUGAGACCACUUUUUUAAUUAGAGGGAGCCUGUUUUAAAUUUAUGACAAUUUAUCAACUCCAUAGUAUUUUAGAAACAUUCAGUCAUUUAAAAAUGUUCAAGCAUUUUGUAUUUUAUGGCAAUAAUAAUGUAUUAUAUUUAAGUUCCAUAAGUAUCCCUUUUAAAAAUCAGUAUUUUGGAUUAAGAUGUGUAGAAAUUUAUUGUUAGUUUUUCAAAGAGGAAUUUAGAAAAAAACUUGCUAAAUUCAACAUUCCAGUAAGCUUUUUUUGUAAUUUGAAUAGUUUUCUUGUGGGCAGUUGGGUGAAAGUAAGUGCUACUAAAAUAUACAAACACUUAUCACAAUCUGUUGCAUGUUACUUUUCUAAAAUCAUGCUUAUAUGUACGAGCUCUUCUAAAAUAAAAAUUCAGCCACUCUGGUGUUGUAAGAUGUGUGCAAGGAAAUUAAUAAAAAAAGUAUUCCAUUUCAGUCACCACUCAGCUUUGAAGGAAGUGUUCUUAUUCUCUAGUAAGUUACUUUUUUUUCAUUGAUUUUUAGGCAAGUGUUACAACUUCAAAGAAGAUACUGUUUCUUGACAUAUUUCCUUGGUAGUAGGAAGAGACAAAUCUUUUAUUUUUAAUUCACUAUUGAAAUAUAUUUUCUAACAGGUAAAGGAUUUAUUCUAAUAUUAUUUGAAUCUCAUCUGUAAUUACAUUAGAGAAAGUAACUUCUAGGUGUCUGGUUGAUAAAAACUUGAAGGCAAACUGCACAGGAGUUGUAACUGAUACUUAUUUUAAAAUAUGUUGUAAUUGUUAAAAUGUAGUUAUAGUAGUCCAUGAUAAUUGCUGCAUGGAAAAAGCAUUUUUUUGCUUUAUGCCCUCUUAAGUUUCUAUGAAGAAGAGUCCACCCACUCCAUGUUCUUUCCUUUAAUUCUUCCAUUUGUUAAUUCCUUGGAUAUAAGCUGUUUGUAAAUGCUACUCGUGUGAAUGACAAGAAUGUAUUAUAGUAACUAUGAAUGUUCAUUGACUUUUUAAAAUCGUUUGACCAUUACUCGCUCAACGGAUUAUUAAAAUAAAAUGUCUGCAUGAUA